ACAUCCGGUCUUCCAUUUUCUUUUGGUCAUCGUCACACAUGAUUGCGUUCUUGUUCAGUAACGUUCGUUAUCGAUCUUGCGUUUUCAGUAAAUUGCUAAACGUUUGAAUCGUUUACGAGCGUUCGUUAGUCUGUACGUUUACAUAUACUCAUCACAGAGUUUUUAAUUCGACCACCGUAUUUUGGAUUAUCGAGUGCUAAUGCGUGGUAUUUCAGAAAGCUCACCGACUCGCGCAAUGGCGGAGGAUUUGGAUGUCGAGGCAAUGCUGGAGGCGCCAUAUAAGAAAGGGAUGGAGCAGGAUUCCUCAUCCAAAGACAAAUCUUCCAAGGAGAAUGGGUCUAGCCGUAAAUCAUCUGGGAAGAGCAAGCAUCGUUCUCGUUCCCGUUCUCGAUCACGAGAUCGUCGGGAAAAAGAUCGUCGCGACCGAGAUCGAGAUCGAGACAGAGAUCGAGAUCGAGAUCGAGACAGAGAUCGCGAUCGCGACCGUGAUCGUCGACGUAGAUCCAGAUCAAGAGAUCGAAGAGACCGCGAUAGAGACAGGGAUAAUAGCGACAGAGAUAGGGAUCGACGAGAUAGAGACCGAGACCGAGACAGAAGAAGGAAACGAUCUCUUACACCAAUCACUCUUCCCAGAGCAAGACUACCAUUUGGAAAAGGCGUCAGUCCUCUUGGCAUCAGAAAUGAUGAGUUGACACCAGAGGAACGAGAUGCCAGAACGGUGUUCUGUAUGCAAUUAAGUCAGCGUAUACGUGCUCGAGAUUUGGAAGAAUUCUUUUCCAGUGUAGGCAAAGUUCAAGAUGUUCGACUUAUCACAUGUAACAAAACAAGAAGAUUUAAGGGUAUUGCAUAUGUAGAAUUCAAGGAUCCUGAAAGUGUUACAUUGGCACUUGGUUUAUCGGGUCAGAAGCUUCUUGGUGUUCCUAUAGUAGUACAACACACCCAAGCUGAAAAAAAUCGCAUGGGUAAUUCCAUGCCAAAUCUAAUGCCAAAAGGUCAGACUGGACCUAUGAGGCUAUAUGUUGGAUCUCUACAUUUUAAUAUUACAGAAGAUAUGCUUCGUGGAAUCUUCGAACCUUUUGGAAAAAUUGACAACAUUCAACUGAUCAUGGAUCCGGAAACUGGUCGAAGCAAAGGCUAUGGAUUCCUGACUUUUAGGAAUGCUGAUGAUGCAAAGAAAGCUUUAGAACAGCUGAAUGGUUUUGAGCUUGCUGGAAGACCCAUGAAAGUCGGUAAUGUCACAGAACGUACAGAUCUGAUACAAGGUCCAUCUCUUCUUGACACAGAUGAAUUAGAUCGAAGUGGCAUUGAUCUUGGUGCUACUGGAAGGUUACAACUAAUGUUCAAGUUGGCAGAAGGAACUGGACUUGAAAUUCCUCCUGCAGCUGCGAAUGCGUUAAAUAUGGCACCAGUUAUGUCAACGCCACAACCACCUCCACAAGCUGCUCCUCCUAUAGCGACACAGUGCUUUAUGUUAUCGAAUAUGUUUGAUCCGCAAAAUGAGACGAAUCCGAAUUGGGCGAAAGAAAUUCGUGAUGAUGUUAUUGAAGAAUGCAACAAGCACGGUGGUGUAUUACACGUGUAUGUAGACCAAGCCUCCCCUCAGGGUAACGUUUACGUUAAGUGUCCAUCAAUAGCGACAGCAGUCGCAGCUGUUAAUUCGUUACACGGUAGAUGGUUUGCUGGCCGAGUAAUUACAGCCGCUUACGUGCCAGUUGUAAAUUAUCAUUCGUUGUUCCCGGACGCGAUGACUGCUUUACAAUUAUUGGUUCCGAGCGCUCCGCGAAGGGGAAUGUGAUCUUGAACAGUGCAAAUGCCAAUUACAAAUGUGUAAAUUCUCAUAGUAUUACAUUUUUCUUACUGAUACUGAGAAUAAAUUUUUGUUAAAAUCGCUUAAGUAUUGUUCGAAGUCAUACAGGUAUAAUUGUUGAUUACAAAACAAUGCAAUGAUGCAUCUGCGUGAGAUUCUUUCUUUCUUUCAUUCAUUUAUGAAGAUAAUCAAUAUUUUGUUUGUAAGAUAUUCUCAUUCGAUAUUAGAGAUUUUGACCAAUUAAUACAUGCGAAAAAAAUUAUUCUCAAUACAUCUCUAGAUACUUUAUUAGUGUAUGAGAACGAAAUUAUAAAGUUGUUUAAUAACAUAGUAUAAUUAUUUAAGAAUAUUUAUAUGUAUUUACGUAUUGAAUUAUAUUUCAAUAAGAUAGAGUAUAAAACAAGAUACCGAAAAACUUUGUUGCCUUAUUUGUUAAAUAUAUUAUGCGACAGAUGUUCACUUAAGAACUCCUUAUUAUCAAUCAAUCUGUAAUGAUUAUAAAGUUAAACAAUUCUUGAUGCUCUUUGCGGUACGCAGUAUCUUCGAACUUUCAUUCCAUCCUAUCUAUGCUGAUUUAUAUACUUAAUUUUUUCUAUUUGGUGCUUUGUAAUUCAAACAUGUUGUAUAAUCAUUGUUUGCAUUGUAGUUGCAAAAUAAUUUUUCAUUUAACUACUAUUAUUGAUUAUUGAAUGGCGUCAUAUUUUUAACUUUACACGGAAAUCAUUGAUCAAGUGUAACAAAGUCUGUAUAGUCAAAGAAUCUACAAUAAUAAUAUCCCUGAAAUCAAAAUCAUUUCAAAUAGACAACACGUUAAACCUGCUGGAACGAAAUGGAGGUGUCACUCGAUAGCCGCAAAGAGUUGAUGUUACAAUAAAAGUAAAAUUUAAGUAAAUUGUAAACAAAAGUAGAAAGAUUAAUAGAUUGUAAUCGCCGUGCAAAUAUGUGUUGAAGGUGGUAAUAUAAAAAAUGUGUUGAAGGUGGUAUAUAAAAAAUAUAGACUUUUCUUUAAAACUUUGUGCACAGUCAGAUGUUCUUUCUUGAGAACACGAUAGAUGAAUAGAAAACAUUUUUUAGGGAGGAGUCUGCAGGUAAUAAAUUUCUUCAGCAAGUGUAUUUACUAAAUGUAAUAAUAUAAGUACAAUUCUUAAUAUUUUCGAAGGAAUGAAAAAAAAUAAAACUAAAGAUUGAGGUACUAAUUUUUAUGGUAAUUUUUCAUGUAUAUGAUGGCCUUCUAACCAUAGAAUAAUUUGAUAGUUAAUCUAGUUUUUAAUUAAAAGAAAAUAAUACAAGAAAUCUACUCUUGCAAGAAAUAAAUUAUUAAUAAAAUUUAUAAAUAAAUUAAUAAUUAUUUUUCAUUGUGAUUGAAUAAUUAAUUUUAUAUCAAAUGUACACUUAAUGAGUAUGCACAUCUUUUAAAAAUUAUAUCUAUUUAGGUAGACUUAUAGCAUUAUGAAAAUUUAUAAAGCAUUUUAAAAGUAUUUUAUAAUUUUAAAAAUGAUUUUUUCAAGUGUUAUAACUGUUAUAUACAAUACGGCAAACUAUACAAAAAGAAAGAAAAUUAAAUUUCUUUUGUUCCUGCAGGCUUCUGUUAAUUUAAAAAAAUCUAUUCUAAUAUAUGUAAAAAAAUUGUACAUUAUCACCGUUCAUUCAUAUAUAUAAUAAUACUACUGCAAUUUCAUAUUAUUGUGAAAAGUGAAUGUAUACUUUGAUAACUAUAAAUUAAAAAAUUAAUGUGAUAAUACCAUGUGAAUGUGAGAUCCUCUUCUACAAUACAAAUGUAAAUGCGCAAACAAUAUUUCUUUUUAUUCUCUUAUAUAUGAGAAUUUAAGUAGUAAUUUAAGUGAAUUGUAGUAUAAGAUUUUCAUUUCUCAUUUUAGAAUAGAAUACAAAGAUUAUUUUGUAACUAUUCACUGUACGUAUCUACUUAGAUUACAAAUACUAUUUUGGAAAACACCGAAAAAUAAUUUUAUUGUAUACGUUUUAUAAAAAUUCUACGAAGUUAAAAUUAUUAUUUAAUAAAUUAAUAUUAAUUAAA
Molecule: messenger RNA, 3842 nt
Organism: Frieseomelitta varia
Lineage: Eukaryota; Metazoa; Arthropoda; Insecta; Hymenoptera; Apidae
Gene: Caper
Product: RNA-binding protein 39
Exons: 9
Coding region: 200-1795 (531 amino acids)
Biological process (GO): mRNA processing
Cellular component (GO): nucleus
Molecular function (GO): RNA binding
Source: RefSeq, a predicted model, not a curated record